This is a messenger RNA of Microthlaspi erraticum, 831 nucleotides long. The record is from the annotation of a GenBank genome assembly. Lineage: Eukaryota; Viridiplantae; Streptophyta; Magnoliopsida; Brassicales; Brassicaceae.
AUGAAGAGAACAAGAGACGACCCUUCUCACUUUCUCCAACAGUCCUCUGUUUAUGAUGAUGAUGAUGAGUAUGAUGAUGAUUUGUCCUCUUUGGAAUCUGGAGAGUUUCAGCCGCCGUCGCCGCCGCCAAGGAAGCACUUCUGUGUGAUCUGCGCCAAACAGUUUAGCUCCGGUAAGGCUUACGGUGGCCAUGUGAGAAUCCAUUCGAGCGAGUACAAUACCAAAGGAAAGACCAAGAAGAUGAAGAUGAAGAUGAAGAAGAAGAGAAAGAUUGGUUUGGUGAUUAAGGAGAAGGAGAAAGAGACAGAUCUGAUGAAGUCUGACUUGGAAGGCAAGAUUAGGUGUUGUCUAUGUGGGAAAGAGUUUCAGACAAUGCACUCUUUGUUUGGACAUAUGAGGAGACAUCCUGAUCGGAGCUGGAAAGGGAUACGACCUCCUCCUCCAUCGGAAAAGUUGAAGCUCGGCUUUAUGGAUAAUUCUUACGAUGAUGAUGAUGAGUAUGAAGAUGUGAUGAGUAGAUCCAUGAUGAUGAGUGAUGUAACGGAGGAUGUUCAAGAAGCUGCUUGCAUUCUAAUGAUGAUCUAUUGCGCGGCGGUGGAGAUGAAGAAAGCAGCCAUGGAAACAUCAAACUCCGAGGUAAGAAGUUCGAGUUUUUUUCGUAAAGGAAACGAGAAGGGAGAGAGAGGUGGUGAAAUGGAUGUAGAUGUGAAGAUAAAGAUGGAAAUUGGGGUGAAGGUGAAUAGUCCUCAAGAUGAUGAAGCUAAGAGGUCUUUAGGGUUUGAUCUGAACCAGCCUUACAAUGAAGAUUAUCCUUGUUCCUACUGGAACUAG